Messenger RNA from Aplysia californica (California sea hare), 1893 nucleotides. Its product is annotated as S-phase kinase-associated protein 1. The transcript is spliced from 5 exons. The coding region runs from base 118 to 606 and encodes 162 amino acids. The record is from RefSeq and is a predicted model, not a curated record. Lineage: Eukaryota; Metazoa; Mollusca; Gastropoda; Aplysiida; Aplysiidae. Gene Ontology annotation, cellular component: cytoplasm; nucleus. Gene Ontology annotation, biological process: SCF-dependent proteasomal ubiquitin-dependent protein catabolic process. Gene Ontology annotation, molecular function: cullin family protein binding.
CUUUAUUAAAAAUCUGGCACUGUGCAUGCAGGUCCGAACAAAGUUUCAGGCUGACAACAACAAUACUCAUAGAUCUUCCCGUGUUCUGUCGGAGACGUUAGGCCCCGAGAAUUCAAGAUGCCGAUGAUAAAGCUUCAGAGUUCUGAUGGAGAGGUGUUUGAAGUUGAUGUUGAGAUUGCCAAGCAAUCUGUCACAAUCAAAACGAUGUUGGAAGAUCUUGGAAUGGAUGAAGAUGAAGAUGAGCCGGUCCCAUUGCCCAAUGUGAAUGCGGCGAUCCUGAAGAAAGUCAUCCAGUGGUGCUCAUUCCAUCGUGAUGACCCCCCACCCCCUGAGGAUGAUGAGAACAAAGAGAAGAGAACUGAUGAUAUCUGCUCUUGGGAUGCAGAGUUCCUCAAAGUUGACCAGGGUACUCUAUUUGAGUUAAUCCUGGCUGCCAACUACUUGGAUAUAAAAGGACUCCUGGAUGUCACUUGUAAAACAGUAGCAAACAUGAUCAAAGGGAAGUCACCAGAAGAAAUCAGAAAGACCUUCAAUAUUAAAAAUGAUUUCACACCGGCAGAGGAAGAGCAGGUGCGCAAAGAGAAUGAGUGGUGUGAAGAGAAAUAGGCAAAUGUCUCCACUUCAUGGUCCAUCCCAGAACCUUUUGUAACAGAGAAAUAACAGGACACUGAGAGCCCCAACCCCACCCCACAAGCCCAGCCACUUUGGUAUAUAUUAUGUGAUAAGCUAUUCAACUUGGUCAUUCAUACCUGUACAUAGAAUUGUGAUGUUUGUCUGUGUGUGCGUUUGAGAAUUUGUCAGCCUUUUAGUUGAAACAAUUGAUCUGUUCUUCAUUGAAUUAUGUUGUAUUGUUUUUUCACUUCUGUUGGAACCUUGCAGUUAGUUAAAAGAUACUUAUGAAUUUUGACGAAGGAGUGACAUUUUUUCGGGCUUUUGUAACCUGUAGUAAACUGAGAACCACUAACGAUACCUUUGGGGAUAAGAAGACGUGUUGCUUUGGUGAUUUUUACUUUAUACAUUGUUUAGUGAAGAUCAAACCUCAUAAUAAAGCGAAUGUUUGGUUGUAUGCCUUGUGUUGAUUUGGAAUUCUGUGGAAUGUAUACACAAAAUGAAGCACUGUUUGUGUCGAAAGGGUAUUCUCAAGGGCACACAUUUUAUUUAUUUUCUCACUGCAGCUGGGGGAAGGGGGUUGGGUGUGUGUGUAUGUGUGUGAGAUAAGAGGCCAGUAGGUUGUGCUUCUGUCUUUUCUCUUUGCUCUAUGUCCGCUUUCUUUCCUUGAACUCUUUGCCUUUGUUAUUUCGAUUCAUAUUUUUUUUGCAGCUGAAAUGAAUACCUGUAAACAGCUUGUUGUCCCUUUACUGUGAAGGACUGUCAUUUAUGACAAACUGUUCCUCCUUUUCUCUCACAUGUGCACUUUGUGUUUACAUUCUAGAGUUGUGAAGCGUGAUAGCGAGUUUCCCUGUCCCCCAAAUGAAUCUGUCAAAAUUCACUUUCUGUUAUCUAUAGAUAUAUUUAUUUAAUACAUUAUCUCUAAGUUUAGAGUACGUUUACAGGAGUGAAUAAUUUUUCCUUAAAAGUAGGUCCAUAGUAGAUUAGAAGAAUGACUCUGGGUUCACCAAGUCGUAAGUUUAGCAAGACCUUUAUUAUGUCCACACUCUAGAUAAAGGGGGGAAAUUUUGCCUCUGUAAUAAGCUCGAUACAAGCUAUUGUUUUCAUGAAGGCAACCCUGACACGAGGAGCUGGAAAAUGGUUACGUUUUUAUGAGGCAGGGGGGAAAGGAAUCCUUUGCAAGGUGCUUUGAAGUCCUCCUAGGUCUUAUUUUUUUGAGAGACAUUUGACUGGUGAGGCUGACUUUUGAAUUUGAGGAUUUCUAAUAAACUGAUUGUUUUCCUA